Messenger RNA from Eimeria tenella, 201 nucleotides. RefSeq lists its product as uncharacterized. The transcript has a single exon. The record is from RefSeq and is a predicted model, not a curated record. The coding region runs from base 1 to 201 and encodes 66 amino acids. Lineage: Eukaryota; Apicomplexa; Conoidasida; Eucoccidiorida; Eimeriidae.
AUGGCAGCUUUUUGCUGCCCCUACUGGCCCGCAGGAGGGGAUUUUAGAACUUUUCGUUUAUUGACCAACCAUCCGCAGCUGCGGCAACGCCAGCGCCAGCAGCAGCAAGAGCAGCAGCUGCAGCGGCAGCUGCAGCAGCAGCUGCAGCAGCAGCGGCAGCAGCAACAGGGGCUGCCCCCAUGUGGCCCGGCCGCCCUCUGA